CGCCUGCGGCUGCUGCCUAAAGGGAAGUGAGCUGGGGUUGAAGCGAUGGCCCGGGUCUGGAGCUCGCGGCCGCCGCCCCCGCCUCCGCUGCCAGCGGGUCUUGAGCAGCUGCGGCGGGAGCCAGAGCGGGGGCCCCAGGCGCAGCUGGGGUGGCAGCGGUGUGUGUGAUUGUGGAAGUCGCCGCUGGCGGAACACCUCACGCUCGGAGUUCUUCAGGCUGGCGGAGCGCUCGCCCCUCAUCACCGCGCCACCCCAGGCCCAGGCAGCAGGGCUGGAGUUUGCCCAGGCUCCGGACUGGCUCUCUCAGGCCAGUGUCCCUUCAGACUCAGGACAGAGGCCACAGAAAGGUGGCUUCCUGGCCCGGGCGUGUUCUUGACGCCCUGGCAAGGUCGGGGUUGGAGCGGCCGGGAGGCACUUCCUGCCACCACCACUCCAGCCAAGGAUUAGUGAGUUCCCGCUGCCUGCUUUGCGAUUCCUCCUCCCUUUCAAGAACAAGUAUCUUUUCCCUCUUCUUGGAAAUCCUGUCCCAGAGGUCCAAAGUACUUUAGCUUAGUGUGUCUUUCCCCAGCUCCUGGAGCACUCCUAGAAAUACUGGCUAGGUCUACAGGACUGAGCAUCUCGCAUUCUUGACUCCGCUUUUUCAAAAACCCUUUGGCAGAUAAUAGUUGCUUCCCAUUCCAUACCCAGGGUUUUAUCCAUUUGAAUCACCAGUUCCUUGGCUAUCUCUGUGUGACUUCCUCCACCCACCUGACGUCCACUUUCCUCUGGACUCCAUUCUCCAGCACCCAGCGAAGCUGGUCAGUCCCACCCCUGGGUGGGAGUGAUCAGGGGGCUCUGGCCCAAGAUUUCCAACCCUGGAAGGCAGCUCCAAGGUGGCAAGAGAGGUGGGCGUCGGAUACGAACCUGGAAGCUCAGGAGUGGGUGCUCCACUCACUCCACACAAGAAGAUGAAAAAGCGCAAAGAGCUCAAUGCAUUGAUUGGCCUGGCUGGAGACAGUCGGAGAAAGAAACCCAAGAAAGGCCCAAGCAGCCACCGCCUGCUUCGCACUGAGCCUCCUGAGUCAGACUCAGAGUCCAGCUCAGGGGAAGAAGAGGAAUUCGGAGCUGUUGGAAAUCGCUCUCGAUUUGUCAAGGGAGACUGCUUACGAUGCUGCAAGAUCUGUUAUCCCCUCUGUGCUUUUGUCAUUCUCGCGGCCUGUGUUGUGGCCUGUGUUGGCUUGGUGUGGAUGCAGAUGGCUCUCAAGGAGGAUCUGGAUGCUCUCAAGGAAAAGUUUAGAACAAUGGAAUCUAAUCAGAAAAGCUCAUUCCAGGAAAUCCCCAAACUUAAUGAAGAACUUCUCAGCAAACAAAAACAACUGGAGAAGAUUGAAUCUGGGGAACUGGGCUUGAGCAAAGUCUGGAUCAACAUCACAGAAAUGAAUAAGCAGAUUUCUCUGUUGACUUCUGCAGUAAACCACCUCAAAGCCAAUGUUAAGUCAGCUGCAGACUUAAUUAGCCUGCCUACCACUGUAGAGGGACUUCAGAAAAGUGUAGCUUCCAUUGGCAAUACUUUAAACAGUGUCCAGCUUGCUGUGGAGACAAUACAGAAAACUGUGGAUGAACACAAGAAAACCUUGGGAUUACUGCAAAGUGAUAUGGAGACCAAUGGAAGCAACCGGAUCAUUCCAUCACCUUCAGCUACAUCAGAACUUGACAAUAAAACCCACAAUGAAAAUUCAAAACAGGAUAUAUUGUACCUUCACAAUUCUUUAGAGGAGAUAAACAGUACUCUAAUGGGAUACGAGAAACAGAAUGAUCUUAAACUGGAAGGGAUGGAUGAGACACUCAGUAAUCUGACACAGAGACUCAGCCUGAUAGAAAGCAAUGUGGUCGCAUUGAGCAAGGUGAAAAAGAGAACAAACCUGACCUCCCAGAUGAAAGAAGAUAAUUCAAAUUCUCAGGUAUACAAGCUACGAGAAAGACUACAGCUGAUCGAUGCUCUCACAAACAAACCCAAAAGCGACAGGCCUCCAGAGUUUGCAGAGGAAGAGCAAGUACAGAGUUUCACAUCAAAUCCGUCAGCAUUGCCAAAAUUUUCACACUUUCUUGGAGACCAAACUGAGACCCAGCUAAAACCUAUCUCCCUACCAGGAAUUUCUAGCAUCAAAGAUCUUCAGGAUUUAUUCCACAAGACUGGCCAGGAUGUGGAUGGGAAGCUGACCUAUCAAGAAAUCUGGAACUCCCUAGGUUCUGCCAUGCCAGGACCAGAGAAUUUGAGAGCAUUUGAUUCCAAUGGAGAUGGAAGAUACUCCUUCCUAGAGCUAAGAGUAGCUGUAGGUAUCUAGUCUCAUCAGGCAUAUUUUGACACAGAUGUGUACCCCAGACUAACUAUAAUCUACUUACCAAACCAAAAAAAAAAAAAAAAAAAACCUUUACCCUCGGUCCUCCAGUCCUCCAAUCUACUGUAGCAGACACAUUGCCACAUUUUAACUUGUUUGAAAAGGCUAUAUAAAAGUUAUUUUUUUAAAAAAGAAAACCAUUUUACUUAUAUGUUUGGAAAUCUAUAAUUUCCUGAAACUAGUCAAGAUCUUACAAUUUAAAGUUGCCAGGAAAAAAAUAAUGAAACCCUUUUUAUUCUCCUUCCUAUUUUUGAGGGGAAGAGGCCUUAUCUUUUAGAACUGGAAGAUGUAGAGAGACAAUAAGUCACCAUUUAUAUUUCAUAUAAAUUUGCCUUAAAUUAGCUGCACUUUAUAGAGCCUCAGAAAAUGUCUUUUCUUUAAAAGAUAAGCCUUUUCUGUUUAUAUUUUAAAUGAAAGAAAGAUUCUGUAUACUGUGUUAGAAAAUAGGAAGAAUGAUUUUGGACAGAAUAUGAACAAAUGAUUUGUUAUAAUCAUUAAUCUGAUCUGGGUAGCAGCUGAAACUGUGUUCACAUCUCCUUAAGACAUCCCUCAAAGGUCUAGGUACCACUGUAGGGUUUGGCCUGGGAGCUGAGGACAUCAGUUCAGGGAAUAAAUGCUGUGCAGAUGGUGCCAGCUCUAGGCUCAGGAAAGUCAGAUUCUAGGUCGUUAUUCCUAUUCCUUUAUUUACUCAUAACCUUAAAAACCAUAGACGUCUCAUAGGGGAUAUUUCUCAUUUAAUUCUCUUUCAAGGUUUAUGAGCAUAAAAGUAGAGAACUGUGUUUUCCCCUUGAGUAAGCUAGACUGCCUUUCUACCCACCCACUCAAGACUUGCUACAUCUUUUUAAAUGUAACUGGUACCUUUGGUACCAUCAGUAGUCAGGAAGGAGAGGACCUCAAGUCCUUGAUCACUAUGGCAAACUAACCACCCAGUGCAUUAGAGGAAUGCUCUAGAAACUAUGUCCUUUAGGAUUUUACCUGUGUACUAACCAAGAAUUUGAUUUAUUUCUUGGUAGGAUGCCUAAAGCCAAAAUGUGGUAAAAUGAAACAUGAAAUCAUACUGUUUCCUCAAAUAAUCCACUCAAAAGUAGCAAUAGGUUUUCUGUCCAAAGGAUUCAGGCCUGAAGCAGAAGCCUUCUGGUGAUAGAAGCAGGUUUCUCAGAUCUAAAAACAAGUGCAAUACUUGCUCCUUUAAGUACUUCUGUGGGCCAGACGUGAAAGGUCCCUGGACUGGAAUCAUACAUCAGUAUCACCUAUCUGUUAAGACUUGCAGUGUUGUUCUUACAAAGUCUUUGGGUAAUACUAAAGGAAAACUUAAUAAAACUUCACUUUGCUGUACCAAGUCAGGGAGAAACUAGAGAAGCUGUCAUGGCAUAGACUUCUUUAGUAGAGAUAAUUCCCAUUUAAUUUUGUUUAGUUGCCCUGUCAGCCAUGGAUGCAGUCCAGUACCCUUAAACCUUUAAAGACUGUUUUGUGUGUGGUUUGUUUUUUCCUUCAUGACAUUCAGCUUGCUGUUAGCUUUUUAUCCCUAGAAGUAUUAAAAUUUAGUGAAAGCAAGACAAAAUCUUUUCCCAUGAAUGUGUUAUAUCUCAUGUUUCUCCCUCUUUACAUUUUUUUGCUUUAACAUUUCCCUUGCUCAUCUGUACUAUUUCACUUUCUUGGAAAAGUUGAAAAUAGAGUUUAAAAUUAUCCUGGCACUUUAGGUAACUUGAAGAUAACUCUUGUUCUUCUGGAUGCCUUCCAUACCCCCCUUCUUUUAAUAUAUGUGCCCUUAGAGAUUUUGUAACAACCAAAUAAAAUUCUAGCAAUAAAUUGAA
Nannospalax galili (Upper Galilee mountains blind mole rat) is the source of this 4192-nucleotide messenger RNA. RefSeq names its product EF-hand calcium binding domain 14 (gene Efcab14). The record is from RefSeq and is a predicted model, not a curated record. Gene Ontology annotation, molecular function: calcium ion binding. Lineage: Eukaryota; Metazoa; Chordata; Mammalia; Rodentia; Spalacidae. The transcript is spliced from 10 exons. The coding region runs from base 948 to 2324 and encodes 458 amino acids.